This is a messenger RNA of Trichosporon asahii var. asahii CBS 2479, 534 nucleotides long. RefSeq lists its product as uncharacterized. The coding region runs from base 1 to 534 and encodes 177 amino acids. NCBI's taxonomy places the organism in Eukaryota, Fungi, Basidiomycota, Tremellomycetes, Trichosporonales, Trichosporonaceae. The record is from RefSeq and is a predicted model, not a curated record. The transcript has 2 exons. Gene Ontology annotation, cellular component: nascent polypeptide-associated complex; cytosol.
AUGGACAAGGAGAAGCUCGCCAAGCUCCAGGCUCAGGUCCGCAUUGGCGGCAAGGGUACUCCCCGCCGUAAGCAGGUCAAGAAGUCCGUGACCGCUACCCAGGGCGACGACCGCAAGCUCCAGGCUGCCCUCAAGAAGCUCGGCGUCACCCCCAUCGCCGGUGUUGAGGAGGUCAACAUGUUCAAGGAGGACGGCAACGUUCUUCACUUCGGCGCCCCCAAGGUUGCUGUCCAGGCCGCCCUCCCCUCGAACACCCUUGCCAUCUACGGCCCCGGCCAGAACAAGGAGCUCACCGAGCUCGUCCCUGGUAUCCUCAACCAGCUCGGCCCUGACUCGCUGGCUAACCUCCGCCGUCUCGCCGAGUCCUACCAGUCGCUGACUGCCCGCCAGGCCCAGCUCAACCAGCAGGCCGGUGGUGAGAAGAAGGACGGUGAGGUCGACGACGAGAUCCCCGACCUCGUCGAGAACUUCGACGAGGCCGACAAGAAGGACGACAAGGCCGACAAGAAGGCCGACCUCGACCAGCUCGAGUAA